CCAAAUUCAUUCUUUUCCGGUGUAAGAGGUGUCAAAAUUCGUGAAAUUUUUGCUACUGGUACUGUCUAGCAGAUUUUCCUGUGAAAUAGCCUCCGAACCGUGCUAGAAUGGCCAAAAAGAAAGGCGAGAACUACGAUAGCGAUGGGGCUGACGAUCAAGACUUCGAUGAGGAGCCCAACUUCGACGAUCCGGAGGGUUUUGUUGACGAUGUCGCCGAUGACGAGCUACUUGGUGAUUUUCUGAAGCAAAAACCUUGCGAAUCCGACGGUGUCGAGAAUGUUAUUGUCGUGGAUAAUAUUCCAGUAGUGGGACCGGCUCGCUUUCCCAAACUUCAAGGAGUAUUGGAGAAGUUGUUCAAGAAUGCCGGUUCGAUCGUAAACUUCUACUAUCCCAAGGAUGAGGAAGAAAACACCAGGGGUUAUGCCUUCGUAGAAUUCAAAAAUCCGGAGAUGGCCGAAGAAGCCGUCAAAACGUUCAACAACUAUCGAAUGGAUAAGUCGCAUACGUUGCUGGUGAAUCUGUUUUCGGAUUUCCAGAAAUACUCGGACAUUCCCAAGGAUUGGAGCCCUCCGGAACCGCAACCGUACAAGAUGCAAAAUGAUCUCUACAAUUUCAUGACCGAGCCGGAUGCGCAAGAUCAAUUCUGUGUAAUAGCUGAAUCAUCCCCGGGUGCCGUACAGGUUCAAUUUUGGCACAACACUCAACCGGAGCCGGUGGAACUAUUGACUCGUGAGCGAUUUACCGAAACCUAUGUCAAGUGGUCUCCACUAGGAACGUACAUUGUGACGUUCCACAAGCAGGGUGUUGUCAUUUGGGGUGGUUCUAACUUUAUUAAGAUCAAUAAGUUUGCCCAUCCCGGAACCCAGUACGUGGACUUCUCUCCAUGCGAACAGUAUUUGGUUACGUAUGGUCCAAAUGGCCAAAAGAUUAUUAUCUGGGACAUUCGUACCGGAACAGAAAAGCGUUCGUUUUCCUCGGAUGGCUCUUCCAACAUGUCGAUGUUCCGUUGGUCCCACGACGAUAAGUAUGUGGCUCGAAUGGGUGAUAACGCUGUUCACGUUUAUGAAACGUCUACUUUCUACCUACUGGAUAAGAAGUCGAUUAAGGUUCAAGGCAUCCGCAACUUUAGCUGGUCUCCGACUGAUAAUAUUAUUGCCUACUGGAUGUCGGAAGAUCUUGAUGCUCCGGCUCGUGUGACGCUGAUGGAAAUUCCUAGGAAAACGGAAAUUCGUAAUAAGAACUUGUUCAACGUAGCUGAUUGUAAGAUUCAUUGGCAAAAGUCCGGAGAUUACCUGUGUGUAAAGGUCGAUCGUUAUUCGAAAUCCAAAAAGGACAAGAAGGAUGCCGACGUGAAGUUCCUGGGUAUGUUCUACAACUUUGAAAUUUUCCAUAUGCGAGAGAAGGAUAUUCCCGUGGACUCGGUAGAGGUGAAGGAAACUAUUCUGGCUUUUGCAUGGGAACCUGUGGGUUCUAAAUUUGCCAUCAUUCACGGUGAGCCAGCUAACGCUAAUGUGAGCUUCUAUGAGGCUAAAAGGGGACAGGAACCUACGAUGCUGAAGAAGAUGGACAAGAAAAUUUGCAGUCACCUGUUUUGGUCCCCGCGGGGGCAGUUUAUUGUAUUGGCGAACCUCCAGAUGGGAUCGUUUGAGUUCGUUGAUACCAACGACUUUACCAUUAUGAAAAGUGGUGAUCAUUAUCGCGCCUCUGAGGUUGAAUGGGACCCUACUGGACGAUACGUGGUGACCGGAACGUCCGGAAAGGUCAAGGAAGAUCACGGCUACUACAUUUGGUCCUUCCAAGGUCGAAUAUUGAAGCGCGUCAAUCUGAAGAAUUUCAUUCUAUUCCUAUGGCGUCCGCGACCACCUACCCUGCUUGUUGAUGAGAAGCAGAAGGAAAUACGCAAGAACCUAAAGAAGUACUACGCACAAUUUGAGAGCAAGGAUCGUGUCCGUAUGACUCGUGCCUCCAAGGAACUGUUGGAGAAGCGUGCCAAGCUGCGCGAGCAGUUCGUGGAAUUCCGUACCAAGCGUGUAAGCGAAUGGGAGGAGCAAAAGUAUCGUCGUAUGCAAUUGCGAAACAAUGUCGAUACUGAUACGCUGGAGGCUGAUCCAGAAAAUGUUGAAGAAGAAAUUGUAGAAAUUCUAGUACGUGAAGACACCACCCUCCUCGAGUAGUUCGUAUAAGGCAACUCGUUUGACUACCAAGUGUUAUCUCAUCAUUAACGAGAUAAACUGAAAGACACUAAAAGAGAUCAGAAGCGUUUCAUGAUAAGCUUAUAAUCGUAGCAUAACAAGGGAGAGAUAAGUGCACCUCAAAUCGUGACCGUAUCCUCUCUUGCCAAAACAACAAAAAUCAACUGUGCAGGACUUAACAUCGCCUCCAUCUAGUUAAUACAACAACAACUGCGACAGACUUAUUGAGCACAGUAUAUAUAAUAUCGGACAAAAGUGUUUUCCAGAAAGAAAUUUCCAGCGAGUUAAAGAUAAUAGCCAUCCACUCAACAGGACAUCCCGGAAGGCAGUGUGUGAAGUUAGCAAUAGCAACUAUAGUUUGAACGCAUAUUUCGUGGAAUAUACACUUAUUUGCAAGAACGAUCUUGAUUUGUAAGUUGUAUUUUAAUGUGGAACAUGGAGAAUAUACUUUUCAAUAUAGCUUAUAAUAAAUGUCACUUAUUAGCAUAUUACAAA
Molecule: messenger RNA, 2687 nt
Organism: Ochlerotatus camptorhynchus
Lineage: Eukaryota; Metazoa; Arthropoda; Insecta; Diptera; Culicidae
Gene: eIF3b
Product: eukaryotic translation initiation factor 3 subunit b
Exons: 5
Coding region: 108-2174 (688 amino acids)
Biological process (GO): translational initiation
Cellular component (GO): eukaryotic translation initiation factor 3 complex
Molecular function (GO): translation initiation factor activity; RNA binding; translation initiation factor binding
Source: RefSeq, a predicted model, not a curated record